AUGGCAUCCUUGUCGGUCAUCGCCGUCGUGUUGGCGCCGGUCCUCUUCCUCAUCAAAUAUCUACUCCUCGAUCCCCUAUUUCUGAGUCCCCUGAGUCGCGUACCCGGGCCCAAGGCGUUCGCUUUGACAAAAUGGCGUCUGGCAUACGAGGACUGGAAGGGCGCGCGCACCCGUACCAUCCACCACCUGCACCAGAAAUACGGCCCCGUCGUCCGCAUCGGCCCGGACGAGGUCUCGUUCAACAGCCUGGCGGCGCUGCGGACCAUCUACGGGCCCGGUAGCAAGUACGGCCGAACGGGCUUCUACCGCAUGUUUGACGUCUACGGCCGCCAGAACCUAUUCACCUUCCACUCGGCGGUGGAGCACGGCCAGAGGAAGAAGCUCCUAUCACACGCCUACUCCAAAUCCACUAUGCUCAAGGAGCCCUCUACUGGCAUGGUCGAGGAGAAGGCGCGGAAGUACAUGGCUCUCAUCGACGCGGAGCCCGGGCACGUGAGCGAGAUCUUCAGCACACUACACUACUACUCCCUCGAUAACAUCACCGAGUUCCUGUACGGCAGGUACGGGUCCACGUCUGCCCUGGAAGGCUCAGAGCCGCACCGGGCUCUGAUUGGCGACAUCUUAGAUCCGUCUCGGCGCAAGCUUUCGUGGUUCACCGUGCACUUGAAUACAGUGACGAAGUGGCUUUAUUCGCGCACCAACACAAUGGAGACUGUUGUCCAGCCGCUUCUGCCCAUGCAGAAACCCGCCACAUACACCGGCAUUCGAGAGUUUGCGCUGCAGGCGUAUAGGAGCUUCCGGUCGGAUAUGGAAAUGUCCGAGAAGGAGGGUCGGCCCUCGGAGGAAGCCGAGGGCUCGUCUAUCCUCGAGCGCCUCUGGGCGUACCAUCAGACCCACAAGACAGACGGUCUGGAUGACUUGGAGAUUGCCUCAGAGUGCGCAGACCACUUCCUAGCCGGCAUCGACACGACCAGCGACACGCUCAUGUUCCUGAUAUGGUCCCUUUCUCAGCCUAGAAACAAGGCCUUUCAGGAGAAGCUGAGACGGGAAGUCCUCGGACUGUCCAGGGAGUCACUCAACGGCCACGGCCUUCCCACUGCCGAGGCGAGCGACAAGUGCAUCUACCUGAACGCCGUCAUCAAGGAGACGCUAAGGCUCUAUGCCCCCUUGCCGACUUUUGAGCCGAGAUCGAGCGUCGCCGAUACCGUCAUCGACGGGUACAAUAUCCCGGCAAAUGUUACCGUGGGCAUGUCUCCAUUCACCCUCCACCGCAACCCCGAAGUUUUCAAGGAUCCUCGAACUUUCAACCCCGAUCGCUGGCUGGGGCCGCAGGCGGCCGAGAUGAACCGCUGGUUCUGGGCCUUUUCGAGUGGCGGCAGGAUGUGCAUCGGUUUACACUUGGCAAUGGCCGAAAUGACAACGCUCGCGGCAACGAUAUACCGCAAGUACAGCACCACGAUCGCGCCUGGAUUUGAAGACAUCACACCGGGGAUCACUGCUCGAUUCGAGGUUUUUUAUGACGAUAGAUUCCCUAAGAUGCUGGAGCAUACUUGCCUCAUCAAAUUUGAGGAGCUUGGUGGUAAUGCUUGA
This is a messenger RNA of Penicillium roqueforti, 1590 nucleotides long. Its product is annotated as cytochrome P450. Lineage: Eukaryota; Fungi; Ascomycota; Eurotiomycetes; Eurotiales; Aspergillaceae. The coding region runs from base 1 to 1590 and encodes 529 amino acids. The record is from RefSeq and is a predicted model, not a curated record. The transcript is spliced from 3 exons. Gene Ontology annotation, molecular function: heme binding; iron ion binding; oxidoreductase activity, acting on paired donors, with incorporation or reduction of molecular oxygen.